CACCCUCACUGAACUGAAUAGGACCCUCUGCAGACAGGCCGUGCUGCUUGCCCCUCUCAAUGUGCUUUUUACCAAAUGGAAGCAGAGGUGUUGAACCCCCAGAUGAUGGCAGACGUCAACGGCAACAGUAAAAUCGCCAACGCGGAGCUGGAGGUGCUGAAGCUCCAGGAAUUGGUCCGAAAAUUGGAGAAGCAAAACGAACAAUUGCGGACGAGAGCGAACGCUGUAAACAAUUGCUCCAACGGCCCUCAUCUCCAGAGCCCGCUGCCGUGUCUGCACGGCGGCACGGCGUGCUCAGCCGACAAUUUCUCCGCGAAUUACGGCGUUGUGAGUCCGACACAGCCGCAUCCGUGUGCCCUUGGCCCGUACGGCUCAACGGAGGAGCCGUUCGCCUAUUUCCAGCCGAGCUCCGCGUCUCCUGAUGCUGCUGAGGAGGACAGCGGCGCCGCUGGUCCCACUGUUUUGGACGAGGUUGAUAUUUUGGACCUCAACACCGUGCUCCCGCAUGGAGAGCUGGAUACUUGGCUGUAUGUGAGUCCCAAAGCCAAGCUGAGGAGUGAAAGUGCCCUCAGCCCUCUGCAGUGGUGCAGGCAGGUACUGGACCACCUAGGGCCUGAGGUGGAGCUGGCUAAAAGGACCCUCUGUCACAGACUGGACCAAGCCAAGCGGUGGAGAGGAGUCUCCUCCGUCCGUCCAUACAGCUGCAUAGAAGGGCUCUCCACCCUCAGUUGCCCCAUCCUGCCUUACACUAAACCUGCUGCACUAACCGAGCCCCCAGUUCCAUUCCCAUCAUCCAGUCAUUCCCUACUCCAGCAGACUCUCCCAGGGAGGGCCAGCUGCAGCUUAAGCGACAGAGCUCCCACCUUCCUAUCUAACUCUACACUUCACAAUGUGGGUCGCAGGCAUGCGGCGAUCAGCCCUCAGUCCUCUUUGGACAGCGAGAUUGGUGUGUCAGAGCUGGAGGAUGACUCCAUCUCCAUGGGCUACAAGCUGCAGGACAUGACAGAUGUGCAGGUCAUGGCACGACUGCAGGAGGAGAGUCUCCGACAGGACUAUGCCUCUACCUCAGCCUCUACCACAGCCAGCCGUCGUAGCUCCAGCUUCUCCAUACACUCCCUCAGGCGCAGUGAGAUGGAUCUGGAGGAGGAGGAUGAGGAUGAUGAGGGGUAUGACCAGCUCCCUCCUCCCCAGCCUCGGCUCUUCCGCACUGGGUCUAUGCAGCGGGGCAGCCUGCCCCACUCUCAUACCUUCUCCAGUAUCAGAGACUGCAGACGCAGCCCUGCCACACCUCAGUACUCACUCAGCGGGCUCUCCCACUACUCUGGGCCCUCCAGCCUGACCACAGAAACACACACAGGACACAGAAAUAGCACAGACAAGCUACGGAGAAGCAUGCCCAACCUGAUCCGAGCUCCCAGCAUGCCUAGUGUUCCCAGUAUUCCAAGCCUGGCUUCCCCUAUCAACCCCUCACAUGGCCCCUCCUCCUUGCCAAUGAUGUCCUCCCUCCGGAGCAGCCAGAGCUUUGACUCGUCCAGCGGGCUUGCACGACUCCAGUCCUCCAUUCCUUCCCCAGGACAGCUCAGUCAGCGGGUCCAGAGCGUGGGGAACUUCCCCACUACGCCCCGGCACCCACUUAAAGCCACUGCUUACGUCAGCCCCACGGUCCAGCAAGGCCCCCCCUCCACCGCCCUGUCCUCCUCUGUCAGUCUACACUCCAUCCCCAGCAGUGGCGCUUUGCCCCAACCCCUCAAACCCAGCACUUUGGUACCACAGCCCCUCAAAGCCACUGCCAACCCACCUGCUAUGCCCCGCAGCUCCCUACCUCGCCCAGCUUCCUUUGUAGGGACCAGUAUGACCUCACGUCCCAGCAAAAUUGCCCAGCCCACACGCAGUUUACUGACUCCCCCAAAGAGCCUGGCUGCCCUGAGCGCCCUGAGGGACGGCAGCUGGAAAGAUGGCUGCUACUGAAGCCGGCUGAACUCGUAGGACAAGAGGUGUACAGGGUAACGCUGCAUGGGACCCAGCUGAUUCAAACUUUUUGCCGUCAGGUGGGCCCGGUCUUGGGCUGUGACCCAAGAGAGAGUGACUGUGAACAUUUGAGAAGCACUGUUCUUUACUUAAGGAAGAAGUAGAGACUUAGAGCAGUAUGGGUCCAGCAGGCUGGAUCUUUACCUUACUACCUGCUGAAACACAGACUGACACAUUUUAAAAUCAUGAUGAAAACCUGGCAAUACGCUGAUAAUCAAUUGUUUGAUAUGACCUAGGUCCUCUUUGAUAUGUGCUUUUUUUUAUUAUUUGGCAUUGUGGAUAGUUAAUGCUUUCAUUUAAUAGAAUGAAAAUCCAUCUCCAGCUCAAAGGUUAGAAGAACUAUACCCUAUGCUUUUGAUAUGCGUAUGAUUUCCUAUGACAUCAUUUUGCCAUGAUUAAUUUCUGUCAGUUAAGAUUGUGGUGUCGGUUAUGAAAUCUGAAACUGAAACUGGAAUUUUGUUACAUUUUGUGCCUGUUAUAAAGUGGUGGACUUCAUGUCAGUCAUACUCAUUGUUUUGGAACCCACAGCACUUUUUAUCCGAAUUAUCAUUAACACAUCAAAACAAACAAUCUCCUUUGUUUAUUUCUGAAGUAAAGAAUAACAUUCAGUAAGUUAAGACGAAACUCUAAAACACAUGAUCCUUUGGCUAGUUUCAUUUCAUUACUGUUUACAUGACAGCCAAGAAUUUUAAUGUUCCUUGAUGAACAUUAGUGCUGCAAUGAUAUUGCACAUAGAGCUCUAAUGCUUUUUAUGGAUGAGAAGAAUUUGAAGAGGA
Molecule: messenger RNA, 2804 nt
Organism: Myripristis murdjan (pinecone soldierfish)
Lineage: Eukaryota; Metazoa; Chordata; Actinopteri; Holocentriformes; Holocentridae
Gene: slain1a
Product: SLAIN motif family, member 1a
Exons: 9
Coding region: 76-1968 (630 amino acids)
Biological process (GO): positive regulation of microtubule polymerization; cytoplasmic microtubule organization; microtubule nucleation
Cellular component (GO): microtubule plus-end
Source: RefSeq, a predicted model, not a curated record